This is a messenger RNA of Gavia stellata (red-throated loon), 4002 nucleotides long. RefSeq names its product PPARGC1 and ESRR induced regulator, muscle 1 (gene PERM1). The transcript has 4 exons. Bases 97 to 2346 code for a protein of 749 amino acids. The record is from RefSeq and is a predicted model, not a curated record. Lineage: Eukaryota; Metazoa; Chordata; Aves; Gaviiformes; Gaviidae. Gene Ontology annotation, biological process: response to muscle activity; regulation of DNA-templated transcription. Gene Ontology annotation, cellular component: cytoplasm; nucleus.
GCCCCCGUCAAGGGUACAGCAUCAUGUUGUGCUGGGAGGAUUUUCCUGCGCGGCUCUCUGAAUGGCUCCAUCACCGGCUUAGAUUGUGGUACAGGCAUGGAUAACUUCGAGUACAGCAUCCAGCUGAACGACAGGGACUGGGCUGAGUUCUUCUUGGUGUCAGAGGAAUGCAACCUAGCACCGGCCACCCUGGCCACAGCCGAGGAGCAGUGUCUCAGUGACAUUGAACAAGGGGACGGCGUGCUGGGGAGGGACUGCCACGCCAGCACAAACGGGCAGAUCGCAGCGAGGGUGGGCAGCAGGCCAGGGCCUGGCACGGGAAGCUCUGCCCCACGUGGGGUGCCCGGAGACGCCUCCCUGCGCUGGCCCGCCGGCGGGCACCUCUCCCUGCCGGAGCUUCUCUCGGGCAGCGAGGACGAAGCGGACCUGGGCUCGGUCGGCAGGUUUCUGUGCGAGAGCAACAAGCCCGGCUGCCCUUCACCCGCUCCAAUGCCCAGCGCUCAGGGGAGGCAGUCCCCCUGUCCCCCCGCAGCUGCCCUUGCCAGCCCAGCUGGCGGCACAGCCGAGAGCAGCCCAGGGCAGGACACAGCAUGUGAAGCAGCAGCACCGCAGCUGGCAUCGGCGUCGGAGAAAGGAGCAGCCAGCGGCAGUCAGGCCAUGGAGCCUCCCAGCCACCCAACUGGAGCAAGCACCCCUGAACAGGGAGGGGACACAAGAGGGGAACAGCCCCAUGGCAGUCCGGUGGCGGCGCAGCCGGGGGCUCCGGUGCAGGGCAGCUCGCCGGUGCUGGCUGCCUCCCCCAAGGGUUCGGCAAGGAAAAGUCCUAGCAUCGCUUCCCGCUCGGAGCCUGGGCUACGGGGACCCCUGCGUGACCACCCCCCGGGCCGAGCCCUGGAGACUGCGCCCAGAGCACCCGGCUGCCCGGCGCAGGAGGAGGCGAGUGGGGAGAGAGCGGGUGCUGAGCCGAGCUCCCCGGCUGGCUCCCCGGACGUUGUGAGGCCCAAGGUGCCGGGACAGCUGAGAAAGAGCCGCAAGCAACGUGGAGCCAGUGCCGUCGAGGCAGCCCAGGGGGACAGGGAGCCUGCGGGGGCUGCAGCACAGGGGACUGUGGUACCCGUGAAAGCACCUUUAAGCUCACCGCUAUCCUCACGAAAGAACAAAGGGAAGGAGAAGGCAGCCAAGCCAGCUCCUGUGAAGCUGGGGAGCGAGGAGGCAGGGGAGAGCAAACGGUCGGUGCCCGGCCCUGGCACAGAUGAGGGCGAUCCAGCCGUGAGCACUCCACCGAAGCAGAAGGUGAAGGAGUUGGGGGCACAGCCCCUGGGGAAGGCGAAGGCCACCAAGCAUUCAAAGCCAGGGCAGGCUGGUGACUUGGGCGUACCUGACAAUGUGCUGGUGAUCCCUGCCAGUGGAGCCACGGCUCCUUCAGGAGAGGCAUGCCAGGAGAUGCCGGGGAAGCCUCUCCAUCUCAAGAGUGUGGCAGCUUUUGGAGGGGAUGCUGCUGAGGGAGCUCAUGGGGAGCCUGCAGCUGAGACCCCCACGGAGCUGGGCCCCCCUUGCUUUGCAGCCGGGGCCUCUGCAAGGGCAGACACCCUGGACGUGACUUGGCCCGAGAUGUACGACUAUUUGUUCUGUGACUCCCAAGGGGAAGAAGAAGGAAUGGGGAACUCAAUGGAGGGAGAGAAAACACCCUUGGAAAGGGAAAUAUCCUUGCCUGAACUGUAUGAAUAUUUUUUCAAUGAACCAGAAGGAAACAGGAAAAAAGUCAAGGGUAAAGACAGGAAGCGGAAGAAGUUCAGUAGCUUGGACCACGCUCAGCUGCAAAAUGAGGGUCCCAACUCAGCUCCAGUGAAAGACUCCCUGGUUAUCUCGGUCCCUGAGGUGUAUGAACACUUCUUUCCAGAUGGGCCUGGGAACAGGGCAGGCUGGAGAGGGAUUUUCUCAAUCACUCCAGCCUCCGAGAUGAAGAAAGCUGUGGGGGCUUUGAAGUCCCUCCUGCAAAGGCCAAUGCAUCUCAUCAGAGGCCAAGUCCCAGCCCCCCAGGCUCUCGUGCGGAGAGGAUCUAGAGAGAAGCUCCCCCUCAUCCCGCUGGCUCCACUGGGAAGAGGCCAGGCACGGCCAGAAGGUUUGGAUAUGGCCCUUGCACUGACAGGGAGGCCCGAGGCUCCGCUGGCGCUGACCCACAAAGACAUGUGCCUCGUCUUCUGUGCCUUUGCGUCCUGGGCAGUGAAGACCUCCGACCUGCAGGCUCCAGAUGCCUGGAAGACCAUGUUCCUGGCAAGUUUUGGCACGCUUUCUGCCAUCCGCUACUUCCGAAGGCAGGUCAGAGAAGGACACCCCCGGACCUAGGCUCAGCGCACACCAGAGGUGCUUCCUGAGGACAGGCGAGGAUGGUGGAGGCAGAGGCCAGGGACUUUGUUCUUGGGCAGUGUGAGAAGCCUGGAUCCCAGCACCAAGACUUCUCUGGACCCAUCCCUAAACAGGACAGGAUGUCACAGGAAGCAGGAUCCUUCCACUGACAGUCAUUUACAAUACGGUAGGCAGUUUUUACCUGUACUGGACAGAAGAGGAGCCUGGCGUGGGCUGGCUCUGUUCUUUCUUUGCACACUUCUUGCAUACUUGUGCUAUCUCCUAGGAGUAGUCACAGCAUCUGUUCCAGGGCGCUGCUUGUCCGUCCUCCUUCCUGAAGUCACCUGGGGGCAAAGGAAGGCACUGAGGUAGUGGAGGGAGGAGAGAGCAAAAGAAACCAGGAAAGUGCUUCGUUCCUAUGAAAGGGUUGGGGUAUCUGUGAAGGAAGAGAGGAGAGCACUUUGGGGAAGAGCUGCCUCUGUCCAAACAUGGUGCUAAGCAUGUGCUGGCUGUGCACGGCUAGCUGGGCAGCAGCUAAAGGGGGAUGGAGGGGCCACUUGCUUGGCAAGGCCCAGGUCUCCCAUGACCGGUUUGGCUCACUGCAGGAGGACUCAUCCUCUUGGAUUUCACUCCAAGAAGUCAGAGCUCGGUCUAACAGUUCAGGAGGCUGAGAUAGGGUUUCUGUUGCAUGUGGCCGCCUCAGCCCUGCUGAGCCAUAGCUGUGGAUGCUGUGUCUGUCCCUGCGGGUGAGGAGCACCCACUGCAAGGACACAUCACCCGUAAGCAGAGGACAGGCAGGUGUCACGCAGCCAGAGCCAGAGGAAGAGGCAGCCGGGAAGGGCCCUGCAGGAGGCUGCGCGGGACGGAAAGGGGCUGCAGGGGCAGCAGGGAAAGGGGCUGAGCUCAGGGAAGAGCCCUGAUGAGGACAGGAGCAUGUUGGAGAGGAGGAAAAGGCACGUAUACACGUUUGGCUGUGACAAUCACCAGAUGACUGGUCUAGAUAUAUCACUUGGUCCCUCCGCUGUCUCCCAUCCUAGGGACAUAAAGUUGGCUGGGAGGAGAUGGCGGGUGAGGAGGUGCCGUGGCUGAGUGUGUGACCUUGUGGGGCUGGAGAGGGCUGGAGGGGACCCAGAACAGAAGGGGGGGGGGGAAAUGAAAAGGAAGUGGUUCGGUUUCUUCCCUGUCUCUGGUGCCUUCCUGAUCACUCAAGGGCAUUAUUCAUGAGGGUUUUUCUUCACUCCCAAGUCUGAUAACAGCACGAAUGUGAGAUUUGUUAAGCACUUAGGGACCAGAUCCACAAAGGUACUGGGGGAAAUCUGCCCAGAAUACCUGUGCGGAUCUGCCUAUGAGCUUUAUAGGAACAGUCUGUGGCACUGUUUGUCUUAUGAAACCAGAGGGGUUUAGCUCUUUCCUUGUAAUGCAGAGUGCCAUGCAAUUUUAAUGUGUGUAGGGUUGUACUGAAGACCAUGUAUUAUUGCUGAUAAGAGAGCACACUGUACAAUUGUACGGUGAGAUAUGUAGCAGUAAAUAGCGAGAGAGAGAUGUACAGGCUCUAUAUGGACUAUAGUAGCUGUAUAUCCAGUAAAAGGAGUUUUGUGGAGGAGGAGAACAGAUAAAAUAUGCUGGAAGCUUCUAAUAAAGAUCUAUCUCAUUUAA